Molecule: messenger RNA, 2060 nt
Organism: Dromaius novaehollandiae (emu)
Lineage: Eukaryota; Metazoa; Chordata; Aves; Casuariiformes; Dromaiidae
Gene: RSPH14
Product: radial spoke head 14 homolog
Exons: 6
Coding region: 662-1687 (341 amino acids)
Molecular function (GO): protein binding
Source: RefSeq, a predicted model, not a curated record
AGGGGGCCGCGGAGCGGGCUGAGGCGGCACCGGGGCGCCUCUCCUUAGUCUGUUCGGGGUGUUCUCCAGAGAGAAACGCAGCUGUUUUGUAGUGAAGUUUUAACGUUGCAGUUGUAAUUUCUGUUGAGUAGUUUUGAAAACUGGAAGGUGCGUACUUCUGUCAGCCGAGCCGUGAGGGAAGAGGGGUUAAGCAUCUCCGCUUCUGUCAAACGUUAACGAACCCUGAGGGCGCUUCUCAAUGAACGCGUUUCGAAGACUGGCUUUGCUUUGCUUUCGCUUUAAUAUAGUUAUUUUGAGCCCCUUCUCUGGUCAUUAACUUUUUGGAAAAGAACUUUCUUUCCCCACCACCUAAAUCUCAAAUUACAGCAACUUUAAGCUUUUUUGUUUGUUUGUUUUUUAUUUUCAGUGUUCAGUAGAAAAUUAAACCAGACAAGACAGUUGAGCUGAUGAGCAGGCAUUAACGCUAAUGUUCGUGCAUCGUUCCAGCCUCUUGUUCUAUAGCUGCCUAACAAGGGCUGUGUCCUGAAACAGCUCUUCUGGGGCAUAGAGCACUGUUCAGUUUAAGGUCAGCAGUUGUCUCUUUGCUGCGUUACCCGUCCCGUCGCCAGGCACAGCCGUUUGGGGGUAUUGCUAGGGGACAGCCUUCCCAGGGAAGCUGGGGAUGGCACAGGCUCGCAUCUCAGCCAGGCUGCCCCCGGAUGUAGACCCCACGAAAGCUCCCGUUGCGUUUGGGGAGAGGGCCCUUCCCAAGCUGAACGAGGAGCUGCGAUCCCCCGAGCUGCUGACGCGGCAGCGGGCGCUGAUGGCCCUCUGCGACCUGGUCCAUGACCCAGAAAAUGUCUGCCAGGCCGUACACCUAGGAUUCUUGGAUAACCUGAAGACUUUGCUGCUAGAUCAUGACAGUACUGUCCGACAAAAAUCAACAGAAGUCCUCUACAUAAUGGCUAUGCAUAAUGUUGGCAGGCAUGGGUUUAUACAAAAUGGAGUAAUUCCUGCCAUGGCUCAGCUAUUGGAUGAUCCGGUAGAUAUCUGUCGGAAGAACACACAUCAAACUUUUGAAAUGAUGGCAAAAUUACCUGAAGGGGCUGUGGGCAUAUUGCAUGCCGGCUUGAUUCCCUCACUGGUAUUCAAAUUGAAGACUGAGUUGGAUGAAAUCCAGGAGCUAAUCCUAGACACACUCACCAACUGUCUGUGUGUGGAGGCCUUUGAAGCUCUAGCGAGUGGUGCCGUUACCAUCCUGAAGCAAAAGCUCACACAUUCAUCAGUGGCCAUCAGAAGCAAAGCAGCUUGGGUCCUGUUAGGAAUCAGUACCCAUCCAGAGGGAAAAAAGAUGGUAUGUGAAGAAGACGUCAUUCCUGUGCUGGUGCGCCUGUUAGAAGAUACAGAGCCUGAAGUCCAAGCCAGUGCAACAGGAGCGCUGAUGUUUGCUACCGUUACACCUCAGGGGAAAUACUCAGCUCUAGGUGCUGAAGCCAUUCCACCUUUACUGAAGUUGGUUGCUGGGGAAACCAGCAAAGCCCGCCUGAGUGCGAUUAAAACCCUCACCAUGCUGGCUGAGUUACCCGAGGGCCGCAAGACACUCCUAGAUCAUGUAGAUACGUUUCAGCUGUGUCUGAAUGACCCCUCUGAGGCAGUGAAAAGAGCAGCCAAAAUUGCCAUCCGUGUCAUCAAGUGGAAACCUUUCUGAAGACAUGAUGUUUCAUAGAGAUCUAUUGCCCUCUGUUGUUAUCUUGUUGUAAGAGUUGCAUUAUUAUAUGAGACCUUCAAAAACAAAACUCUCUUCCUCAGUUACUCUGGAUCAGUUCCUCCUGAAAUGUCCUUUGUCAACAGUUUCAUAUCUAUGACAGGCCACAAGUAGAACAAUGAGGGGGAAAAAGCUAGGAAGUCUACAAUUCUCCACUAGAAGUUAUUUCCGGAGAUAUCAAGACCUUCCUGUGAUACAAGAAAUGGAUUCUUUUUGUUUUCUUCAUGAUAUUCUCUCCCUUUUUUUUUCAUUAUUUCAGCCUAUCAAACAUUAAUCAAUAACUAAUUAUAUGAAACAGGUGAAAGGUAAUUAACUU